This is a messenger RNA of Coregonus sp. 'balchen', 5329 nucleotides long. The record is from the annotation of a GenBank genome assembly. Lineage: Eukaryota; Metazoa; Chordata; Actinopteri; Salmoniformes; Salmonidae.
GGGCAACAGGAACGAGGAAGAAGGGUAAUCUUUGGGCUGGCCAUCUUGUCUGGAGAAGAUUAGUAAUAACGAUUUAGCUAAAUUAGCUUCCUGUUGUUUUUCUAACAUCAUGGCAGCGAUGUUGGAUGUUCUCUGGGAGGAUAGAGAUGUUAGAUUCGAUAUAACCGCACAGUAAGUUAUUUAAUUGCUCUCCAGCUCUGCUAAGUUAGCAUAAAGAUGUGCAAAGGGGGACCUAGCUUAGCCGUUUGAUAGCUGGCUAGAUUGCUGCUUUUAUCAACGCGGGUGUAUUUACCGUUGCUCCCUAUUGUAUUGGGUUGCACAAAAACAGUCCGAGGGAAGCUAGAAGUUAAAUUAAAUGUCAACUUACUGUGCCGGUGGGCAGGACAGUUAGUUAUGAUGACGGGGGGGAUUUGAGACAAAAUAUCUAAAAGUAAGUAUUAUGAGAUAGGAAGAGAGGCGAAGCAAGAGUUUUUACUCUGGCCAAAAUCUGUCGACGAAAAUAAACGCACGAAUUUAGGAAUUUUUGUAUGGAGGUCAUUGAGAAACUGUCGAAUAUGGUCGACAAAAAAUGUAAUUGCUAAUUUGCUACAUGAGGCGUAUUUGAUCAAAUAUACGUUUCAUAAUGAUUAAAUUGUUAGGAAUGCACUGAUAUAAGUGGGCGCACGUGCCAUUUCGGGAAUUUACCCAAAAACUACUUUAUAUCGGAGUUGUGCCUGUUGUCAUAGUAGAUAGAGGACUCAUCAUGGAUACAACCCGCUUUAGCAUGGACGGUGCUAUUGAGGGCUUCCACAAUUCUAAAGUAGUCAACUGGGUGGGGAUUCCUAUAAGUUGGGAGCAAUCAGCCAAUGAGGAAGAAGAAAAUGGACUACUUUAAAAUGGAGAUAGCCUGAAUGGCACAGAUACAAAGAUGAGACCUCUUAUCUAUCUGUAUGGCCUGUUGAUCACAUGUGUAUCUGCUCUCUCAUUGGCUUCAAUGGCCCCACCUGAUCUCGCCUCCUCCUGCCUGCCUUCCAUCAUUGAGGACAUGUAUUUCCAUUGUUAGAGCAGUCAUGCUAAUAUCUUAAUAUAAUAGAUAAUCUUUAUUAUUAUUGAACAGACUUCCCAAACGUGGGUCUGUUAUAGACCCACUUCCUCUCUGCUUACCUCAUGUCAAAAUAAAAGGCCCCCACAAGUUAUUCAUUUUUUUUGUCCACAUAGGGCACAUGUGCAGGACUUUUAUUUUGACGAGGGAAGCAGAGAGGAAGUGGAUCUACAACAGACCCACGUUUUGGAAGUCUGUUUAAUAAUACAGUCCUUUAGAUAUUUUGUCUCAAAUUUCCCCUGUCAUAAUGACCAACCGUCCUGCCCACUGGCACAGUAAGUUGAAAUUAAAUGUUAUUUAACUUCUGGCUUCCCGCUGACUGUUUUUGUGCAGCCAAAUACAAUAGGGAGCAACGCUAGUAUAUGUAAGUACACUCAUGUUGCUAAAAGCAGCUACUGGCUAGAAUUAAUAUAGCUAGCUGGCUUGCUAGCUAGUUAGAUAGGAAAACACUGACUAGCUACAACUGUUUUUAUUUACAGGCAAAUGAAGACGCGACCUGGCGAGGUCUUGAUAGACUGCCUUGAUUCCAUUGAAGACACCAAAGGAAAUAAUGGGGAUCGAGGUAACGUUAAUGUAGCAUGUCUAUCCCACUACUGACACCAAUGUAGCAAUUGAGGGGGAGAUGUAUACAGCCAGACUAUGUGGGACUUGAACCAGCAACCAUGUGGUUAUGGGCGUUUGCACUAAUUAUACAAUACUUACUCCUUACUUGCAGGGAGGCUCCUGGUAACAAAUCUGAGGAUCAUCUGGCAUUCUUUGGCUCUGCCAAGAGUCAAUUUGUGUGAGUACACCUAGACCAAGCUAGUUACGUACAUUUUAUUUAUCUUUCCUUGACAUGGCUAGUGGAGCAUCCACUCUUCAAAGGGAAAACAUUAUUAUUCUCAUCUCAAUUAAUUUAGCCCUCUUUUGGAUUAUGAUGGUACUACUGUGGGCCACAAAGAUAAUCAGAAGUGAUACCUGGGUCGUUCCACCAGUUCGGUGCCUUUUGAGAAGUGUAACUUUGGAUUCCACCUAAUUUUAACCUUCUGUCAUACAAAGAACAUGUUCAACUUUUAAAAAACACGUUUUCCAAUCUCAAGAGGUUUUAAAUGCAAUUACUUUAGUAAGUGCCAAAUAAAGUAACAGGGUUGACUGUAACAGGGUUGAUGAUUUCUUAUUAAAUCAGACAUAAAUCCUGUUCUGACAGGGGAAAUGGAAUCUUGUUGUGUGCAACACAGGGAGUGGCAAUUGAAUGCAAGCUAUAAAAAAAAAAAUUUGAAACAUUUUCUGCUCUGUUCAUCUGAGUAACAGUGUUGACGUGUUAUGCCCGACCUGCUCAUAUUCCACCAGAAAAUGGCCAAAAAGAGUAAAACCAGCUUACCUGCUUUGACAAUAUGAUUUAACUGUUAGAUGUCCAAUGUUUCUUUAGGAAAAUAUAUUUUUAAAGGAAUAGUUUCACCAUAUUAAAAUGAGAGUUCAGUUCACAUAGCAGGGUUGACCUUAAAAUGAGGGACAGAUGUAAAUCACAUUAAAUAAAUAAUAAUUUUCUGAAAUGACUUUGUCAAGGCAACAAAAAUAACUAGGGCUUUACAAUGAUGGUGAAAACUUUGAGAAAUGUUGGGGUUAAGUGGGUUAAAAGUCACAGAGGGUGUACUGUGCACGGAGGGACAUGUCAAAAUGCUGCAUUUUGGGACUUUAGCAAGUAUUUUUUUCUCCAGAGUUAUUGAAAUCUCCAUGUGGUCUAUAUUAAAGGGCACUUCAUUUAAUAUAACAGGCUUUUAAAAUUCUAUAUUGGUGCACAAUUUCUACUUAAAAUGUCAAAACGCAAAAGGCACUCUUUUCGUAGAACAACCCAGCUAGUAUAGUUUCUCCAAAAAAUUUGAAAUCAAACAAUAAUAAUAUGCCAUUUAGCAGACGCUUUUAUCCAAAGCGACUUACAGUCAUGCGUGCAUACAUUUUUGUGUAUGGGUGGUCCCGGGGAUCGAACCCACUACCUUGGCGUUUCAAGCGCCGUGCUCUACCAGCUGAGCUACAGAGGACCACAACAACACUGAGUGACAAUGUUCUUUGUUUCAUAGCUGUUGGAUACAAUUCCAUUAUUAACAUCACAACAAGGACAGCUAACUCUGUAAGUAUACUGUAUAGGACUGUCUAUUUAUUUACUUUAUGAGUAGACUUGCCUAGAUGUCUAUUUACCAUACUAAGGAUGUUAUUUUUCAGAAAUUGAGAGGCCAGACUGAAGCACUGUAUAUCUUGACAAAGUCUAACAAUACAAGAUUUGAGUUCAUUUUCACCAAUGUGGUUCCAGGGAGUCCAAGACUAUUUACAUCUGUCAUUGCUGUUCACAGGUAUUUAUUUAUACCUAGAGAACAAGAAAUUACACUUGUGGAAGUUGUUACAGUUUUCCAGAUUAUGUAAUGAGAUAUGAUUCAGUCAAGUCACUGCUGAUUUGAAUUGAAUGUCUCGUCAACUAAUUGUCCAUAUCCCUCUGCUCCAGGGCUUAUGAGACCUCUAAAAUGUACCGUGACCUGAAGCUGAGAGGAGCUCUCAUUCAAAAUAAACAACUGAGGCUUUUGCCUCGAGAGGAAGUGUAUGACAAAAUCAACGGGGUGUGGAAUUUAUCCAGUGACCAGGUACACAUCAAUUCCUCUAAAUAGCUAAUCCUUCGCGAAGUAUUCUAUAUAAAACAUGUUUCAUGCUCUCAAUGAAACUUACUGUCCUGAAUUGUGUGUUGUAGGGUAAUCUAGGGACCUUUUUCAUCACUAAUGUUCGGAUUGUGUGGCAUGCCAAUAUGAACGAGAGCUUCAACGUCAGCAUUCCCUAUCUUCAAAUUGUAAGUGGCAUAAACAAAGGAAGUAAUACAAAAUCUGCUGUCAUGUCCAGCCUAACAAAUUGACGACACAUUUUAGGGUUUUGAAAGUGAUCAUCUAUUUUCCUUAUUGUCACCUCUCUUCCCCGUAGCGUUCCAUCAGAAUAAGAGACUCAAAGUUUGGCCUAGCUUUGGUGAUAGAAAGCUCUCAGCAGGUAAUUGUGAUCAUUAUUGUCACUUUCUUUCCCAAAGAGUUCCAUCAGAGUAAGAGACUCAAAGUUUGGUCUGGCUUUGGUGAUAGAAAGCUUUCAUCAGGUAAUUGUGAUCAUUUGAGAUGUAUCCGAUGGUAUUUGACUUAUUGUGUACCAUAGAAUUACAUAUAGAACUAGUCAUUUAAUAGGAUAUGUAGAAUAUCUGUGUUGUAGUAUCAGCUUUAAAACAUGACAGAAAAUACAGAGAACUUGGCUCUUGCAUGCCAUUGACUGUUGUGACAUACUCCUGAGUACAUACGUCUUCUUUGUUUAUAGACUGGAGGAUAUGUGCUUGGAUUUAAGAUCGACCCAAUGGAUAAGCUUCAAGAUGCAGUUAAAGAGAUCAACUCUCUGCACAAAGUCUACUCUGCCAACCCCAUCUUUGGAGUGGACUAUGAGAUGGAGGAAAAGGUACGCCUAUGUGACCACACAUUGUUGAAAAUAUCAUAAUAAACACAGUUAGAUGCAUAAUGGCUUUGCCAUGGAUUCUCUCUCCCAACAAUGAUUCCAGCCUCAGCCACUGGAGGAGCUGACAGUGGACCAGCCCCCUGAUGAUGUGGAAAUUGAGCCCGAUGAGCAGACUGAUGCUUUCACUGUGAGUGUGCUUAGCCAAACUGUCAUCCCUCCUCUGGGAGUCCGCAAUUUGUUUUCACAAUCUGCAAAUAGCAGGUUGAUAAAGUCAUGUUACACAACAUACUGCAAACAUGGCUUUGGUGUUGCCUAGUGCCUCUCAUGUCUAUACAGACGACUGAGGUGUACUUUGUAAGAUGGUUUAAACACUUAACCUCCUAUUAAUGCCAUUGUGAUAACUGAUUUCUAUUUGUUUGCUUUUAAGGCUUACUUUGCUGAUGGAAAUAAGCAACAAGACCGGGAACCUAUGUUUUCUGAGGAGCUGGGAAUUGCAAUUGAAAAGUUGAAGGAGGGGUUCACACUUCAAGGACUCUGGGAAGUCAUGGGCUGAAGCAUGAACACUGAUAGGCGAGUUAGAUUAACCUAGUUCCUCAAAUCCUCCCUUUCAAAUGGCACAAUUGACACAGUUGUUUAUAACCAUUUGUAAAUGUACAACAUAUUUUGUCUAUUUAUUGAUAGGUCUUGAUGUAUAUAGUAAAGAUGUAGACCUGAUCUGUGUAUGAGUGACGUGAAUUUUAAGUGAUUUCUAAAUAAAAACAAUUCUAUAUAAGUGUAGUUUGUGUUAAUGUUUAUUUGUAC